GGCACCUAGAUGCACUCGGAUGCACCCUCUUUGCAUCCCCGCUGUGGGCGGUGUUGGUUUAUCGGGCGAGGACAAGGCGGAUGACUACUUGAUCUCUGCCUCUCCUUCUUCUGACUCGAAUCCAACGUCUCUCCCCAACAUUGCUCUCUUCGUCACCAAAAGCUGUUCAACCAGCCCGCAGCGUCCUCCUUCGACACAUAUAUCCACAUUCUCGUGGCCUCAUGCUGGGUCCGAAGAUCAGACAGCGGUACGAUCGACAACUCUUAGAGGUUGACAAGGCUCUGCUUCCACCAUCACCAUGGUGAAGAAACGGUCACGUGGGCCUCCAAAGCUGCCUUCUAAGCAGUUGGCAAUCCUUGCAAUAUGUAGAUUCGCAGAGCCUGUCGCCAUGACUUCGGUCUUCCCAUACCUCCCCGAAAUGAUCGAGAGUUUCGGUAUAGAUAAGAAAAAUGUCGCAAAGUGGGCUGGAAUCACUUCAUCUGUCUUCUCCCUCUCACAAUGUCUCACAGCUGUGCUUUGGGGAAGGGCGUCGGACAAGUUUGGUCGAAAACCUGCAAUCUUGAUUGGCCUCACUUGCACCAUGCUUUCAACUUUGAUGUGGGGAAUGUCAACUAGUCUUCCUAUGGCAAUAACUGCGAGAGCUCUUGCAGGUGGCUGUAAUGGCAAUGUGGGUAUUAUCCGUACCAUGGUGGCCGAAAUGGUUCCUGAGAGGGAACUUCAACCAAGAGCAUUCUCGAUUAUGCCACUCGUAUGGAGUCUGGGGUCUAUCUUCGGUCCUUCCUUUGGAGGUUUCUUCGCCAAGCCUGCAGAGCACAUGCCUGGGUUGUUUGGGAACAACAAAUUCAUGCUCAAGUUUCCAUUUGCACUUCCAAACUUCGUGGCUAGUGCGUUAUUUAUGGUCGGCAUCAGUACUGGGUUUUUAUUUCUGAGGGAAACUCUCGAAACUAGACGUCACCGUACCGAUGCAGGCCUCUUUCUCGGGAAGCAACUAUCUGCCUUUGUUAAGACAAUCUUCCGUAUGGGCAAUCUACAUCCUAAACGAAAGCCAUUCCGACGACCUUCCGAGAGCUACGAUGAAUCUUCAGCAUCCCUCCUUCGCCGAUCAUCCAUAUCCGCUUCCGAUACUUCCAAAUACGACGACUUCCCCAAGAACACCAAGCCACCUCUUCCUCGCCCGACUCUCGUCGAAGUCUUCACCCGCCAAUCAGUUAUAAAUCUAAUAGCCUACACCUUAUUGGCCCUCCACUCCGUAGCCUACGACCAACUCCUGCCCAUCUUCCUGCACCACCCACCCCAAAUCCCCACCAAAGAGAACACCCACCUCCCCUUCAAAUUCAGCGGCGGUUUCGGCCUUAACAGCAGCAGUAUCGGCACCAUGUUCACUAUGUAUGGCGUCCUCGGCUGCGUCGUCCAAUUCCUGAUCUUCCCUCCAACAGCCCGCAAAUUUGGCGUCCUAAACUGCUUCAAAGUCUGCGCCUUGUCCUUUCCAAUCAUCUGUUUCGCUACGCCUUACACAGCGCUCAUCCAAGACCCGAUGUUGCAACAAGCUACGAUGUUCGGGAUCAUGGUCGUCAAGUGCUUUGCGGUCAUCUUCGCGUUCCCGUGCUCCAUUAUCCUGUUGACGAAUUCGGCAGUCAGUUUGAGGAUCCUCGGGACGCUGAAUGGCUUCGCUGUCUCGAUUUCAGCGGUAGGAAGAGCGGCCGGUCCUGCUUUGGGCGGUGCGGCGUUCACCUGGGGAUUGGAGAAGGGGUAUGUUAUCACGCCUUGGUGGCUACUUGGCAUUAUUUCAGCAGCUAGCGCGGUACCAAUCUGGUAUCUGAAGGAAAUGGAAGGCUUCAGCAAGUCUGAUUCUAGCGAUGAAGAAGACGAAGAAUCAGAGGAAGAAGGUCUUCCAACAUUAGAUGAAUACAUCGACGGCGAGAUCCUGGAGGGCGACGAAAUCCUUCCUUAUGACCAGGACGAGGAAGCGCUUGAUACUGUGGAUGGACCGAGCCUGAAUGAACCUCAUCAUCAAUCGAGGAAAUCGCUUGAUGGGGCGAAUGAGGAUUAUAUGCAUGUCAGGAGAGCUUCGAAGGGUGGAAGUAAUAGGAGAAGUAGUUUUAAUCUGGAGAGGAGGAUGAGUUCUCCGAUUGGGGUGAGAGGGGGAAGCGUUGGGCCUGGUGGAGGGAGGAGGUUAAGUAAUGGGCUUGCCGCGAGUAAUAUGGGGCAAGGGACGGGCGGGACGAGCUUUGCUUGAUUGCUGGGGCUGCUGAGAUGGUAUACAGACCCCAAAUUGCAUGUAUAGAGAGGAUGGAAGCAUAUAGAUGAACGGAUCGCUGGUAUAAAUUCACUCAAUGUGCUAAGGCAGGUUGUGUGAGAUUUGAUGUGAAGAAACGUUGUGUGAAAGCCUG
Hyaloscypha bicolor E is the source of this 2390-nucleotide messenger RNA. Its product is annotated as MFS general substrate transporter. The record is from RefSeq and is a predicted model, not a curated record. Bases 299 to 2236 code for a protein of 645 amino acids. Lineage: Eukaryota; Fungi; Ascomycota; Leotiomycetes; Helotiales; Hyaloscyphaceae. The transcript has 5 exons. Gene Ontology annotation, molecular function: transmembrane transporter activity. Gene Ontology annotation, biological process: transmembrane transport.